Messenger RNA from Juglans microcarpa x Juglans regia, 653 nucleotides. RefSeq names its product 18.2 kDa class I heat shock protein-like. The record is from RefSeq and is a predicted model, not a curated record. The coding region runs from base 1 to 462 and encodes 153 amino acids. NCBI's taxonomy places the organism in Eukaryota, Viridiplantae, Streptophyta, Magnoliopsida, Fagales, Juglandaceae. The transcript has a single exon. Gene Ontology annotation, biological process: protein folding; response to salt stress; response to heat.
AUGUCGAUCGUUCCAUUUACCGGGCGAGAGAGCAAUGUCUCCGACUCCAACUCCUCCAGAGAUCUGUGGGACCCAUUCCGAAACUUCCAUGAGAACGGCCUUUGGGACCCAUUCAGCGAUUUUCCCUUACCUUCCUCACUCUUAGGGUUCCGCCCUCUCUCCCCUUUCGGAACCUCCGUGAACACCAGUCUCGACUGGAGAGAAACUCAGACUGCCCACGUUUUGAAUGCGUCUCUUCCGGGAUUCAUGGACGAGGACGUGCUAAUUGAGCUCCAAGACGACCGAGUGCUCCAGGUGAGCGUGGAGAGCGGCAGGUUCAUGAGCAGGUUCAAGAUCCCGGACGAUGCGAAGCUCGAGCAGCUCAAGGCCUCCAUGCACAAUGGGUGUCUUACCGUGACUGUUCCGAAAGUGGAGGCCAGGAGGCCUAACGUCAGGACCAUCGAUAUCUUCGGGUCCGGCUAAAUCUAUCGUCUUCCUUUGUCCCGCACUAUGUUAAUAGGAUGUGUGGUUUGUUGAAGGUCACUGUGUGCUCCGAGUUGCAUUUGAAGGUGUUUGAUAUAAUGCGUCUUUUAAGUGUGCGAUGUUUCUGUUCUUGUAAUGCUAAGCUGAGCUUGGUUUAUCUAGAAAUAAAUAAGUUAUGUUCUUAACGGUUA